AUGCUAUGGAGGUCUAAGCUACCGAAUAUUGCGCAAAUUCCAAUCGAGGAGGAGGGGAAGGUAGAAGAUGACACUAAAUCUGAAAACUCAGUAUUCCAAAGAGAAUCCUCAGAACUUCCAUCAACAAGUGGAACUUUCCAAAAAGCACAAGCAGGAACAACUCAGAACAUCCCACCCCUUCAAAGGUUAAGCUGUAGGUUCAGAGAUGCUUACAGGCUCACCAUUCCCUGUUCAUUAUGCAACCAAGAACUUCGUCCAUCUGAUUUUUUUGCCCAUAAGAGACAGCACAAAGCCAUGGCCGUGAUGGGCUACAAGAUGACAGCUGGAGAAAAACCAGAAAGACACAAGGUUAUAGUGCAGAGGCAUUUUCUAAUCUCUACGUUAAUUGAAGCCUAUUUGUACAAUGAAAAAACCAGACAAAAUAUUGACCAUGCUUGUGAGCUCCUUUGUAAGCAGCACAUACCUUCCUAUUACAAGAUUCUUAGCAAUUCUUUCAAUAGCUCUGUGCACCUUAGGAAAACAGAUAAUCCACUAGUUAAUGCUGUGGCCAUCUGUGAAGACCAGAACAAGUCAUGGAGACCAGUAAUGGAAGACAGGUACAUCUUCCGGGACAGAUAUGGGAAGAAAUCCAAUGUGUGUUUUUUUGGCUUGUUUGAUGGACACCAUGGCUCUGUGGCAGCUGAAACCACUGCUGUAGAACUCCAUAAGUUUUUUCUGGACCAACUUGCCCAAUAUGAUCUUUCCUAUAUACUGACCAAGAGAGAACAAAGAUUUGUCCAUUCUUUUGACACAGUGUUUAAGGAGGGUUACAAGAGACAAGAAUACUUGUUUUCUUCCCAAAAGAGAAACAUUUCACCUUCAAAAUAUGAUUAUGAGUGGAUCCAUAGGGCCUUUGCUAAAGCUUUCUGGAGGAUGGAUAGAGUUUUGAAACUUGGGAGGAAGGAAGUAUCCAAUUUCUACUGGAGCGGCUGUUCAGCAGUUGCCUGUUUACUGGAAUGCGAGGACCAUUUUGGUAGUAGUACCUCUUGGCAAACUGCCAGUUUCAGUGAGGAUUCAGAAAUGGAAAUGGAAGAAAAGAGGAGUUUUCGGCUUUCCAAACAAUUUGAAAGUAACUUUGGAGUAUUACAUAUUGCGAAUGUUGGUAACGUACAUGUAGUUUUAUGCAAAGGUGGGCAAGCCCAUCUUCUUACAAAAGAACAUACAACUCGAAGCCUAAGUGAAAGACAUCGUGUAUUAAGUGAAGGAGGAAAAAUCAGCAGCAAUGAACCAAGUGGAUUCACUGAAGGGAUUGUGCAAAUAACUCGUGGGCUUGGGUUUCAUGGAAAUCCAAAUCUGAGAAAGUCUGUUAUUCCAGCACCCCAAACAAUCUCUGUCCCUAUAGAUGAUACGUGUCAAUUCCUUAUUGUUGCUACUACCGGACUUUGGGAUGUUAUAGAUAAAAAUGAAGCAGCAGCAAUAGCAAUGUCAUUAUUUAGCAUAUAUGAGGAAAUAUAUAAUGUGACCAAGCAAGAAGUGUACAAGCCACUCCAACACAGAGUACCUUUUUUACCUAGUGUAUCAUCUUCAACUAUUAGUGUACAAGACAGUAAAAUCAAAUUAUUGUACCGUAAUACUUCAGCAUUUCUUGAGAAAAUGGCCCAGAAGAGCAUGAGUGAAAAUUCGCAAGAAAGUAGCAAAAAAUUAAGUUCUCCAACUUCAGAAAGUUCGAGUAAACAUAAGGAUUCAAAAACUAAGUUAAAUAGUAAAACAGAAAUUUCAAGUUCAAGACCUUUUUAUUUGUACGGUAUUGAGGAUAGUGAUGAAACAAACAGCAGCAUAUCUCAUGAAUCAUCAAAUUCAAGUAUAGCAGAAGAAGAAAUAAACAGGAAUUUCUUUGAUUAUGCAGCAGAAUAUGUAAGUCAUGGACUCGUCAAAGCUGCUCUUACAGCAGGUUCCAGGGAGAACAUUACUGUGCUGGUAAUACUUCUCAAUGGAUGUGGACAUCAGCUACACAGAAGUGGAAUCUGA
Trichosurus vulpecula (common brushtail) is the source of this 2007-nucleotide messenger RNA. RefSeq names its product protein phosphatase 2C like domain containing 1 (gene PP2D1). Gene Ontology annotation, biological process: protein dephosphorylation. The transcript is spliced from 2 exons. Lineage: Eukaryota; Metazoa; Chordata; Mammalia; Diprotodontia; Phalangeridae. The record is from RefSeq and is a predicted model, not a curated record. The coding region runs from base 1 to 2007 and encodes 668 amino acids. Gene Ontology annotation, molecular function: protein serine/threonine phosphatase activity.